CUAGGGGCAGCCUCAUAUUGAGGUGAAAUGUAAUUGCUGACUUCCAGUGUUUUUACUUUAGCAAUUAUGUCGUGCUGACUUACAUUCAAGCAUAUACAGGGUGCCCAUUUAAAAUAAAUAUUGUGGAUUAGUGGGAAAACAUAAGGCAGAUUUGAAAAGGCGUCAUGAUGUGACUUGGUCGCGUGAUUAUUAAUCUCAGCAGCAAGAUUAAAAUGUGAGAAAAAUAAUAGUAUUUGAAAAUAUGUUUUGCUUAGUGAAGAAAUCAGACUACGUAAAGCAUCCAGUUAAACACAUCGGCAAUUUCAUGAUAUGGUCGAAUUAAAAGAUGUCAUUUUAAAUAUGGCAUUGGCCACCUGUUUUAAGGAAAAAAGUACAAAAAAAAACAAAAAACCGUUAGCCUGUCCUGAGUAAGUGGGUUUGGAAAAUGAAUAAAUAAAUGAAUGGAUGGUGAAUGAAGUAAUGAAUGAAACCCAUAUUCCUUGUUAUUCUUAUGUCGUGUAAACCCACAAUAAACGUAUGCAGUACUCUAAAUAUGUCACAUUCAUCCAUUUGUUGCCGGCACCCGCAUUUUUAUUUCCAUUCUGCACAAGUAAUCUCGUCUGUCAUGUCGCGGACGCUGCUAACUUUAAGUAUAAUUUGGUGCGCUGAGAUUUCAGAUCUGCUCCGCAACGUUUUGUCUCGAGAGAAGCAGGCUGGAAUACUAAUUCUGUGUUUCAUUGAUUCCGUUAAUUAAUUUCGCCAAAAUGACUAUUUUCCACCGUCGUUAACGUUAAUUCAAAUUCUGGGAGCAUCUUUUCAUUCUUUUCCGGCUUGACAGUUAAUACCGCGGCUAGCCUUUUGCUUCUUUUCUUUUUCGAACCGAACUGUUAAAGCAGUUAAACCUGUCUUGUUUGAACUGACGUCACUAGAAUUGUUAUACCGUCUAUAGUUCCCCAAUGCCAUUCAGCUAAUUCGAAGAAGUCUUUAUUGGGGAGAGGAGUAUAGCGCGAAGCCGGCGCCGCUCCCGCUUCCCGCAGCGUUACUCCAGCCCAUCUUUAACCCCCAGCCUCCUGGGUAACAGGCUGUCCGCCAGGAUGCUUACUGUCACCAGGGUCUGCUCCUUAAACGCUGCACCUCACUCUCAAAGUAAGCCGCUGCGUUCUGUAACGUGUGUGGAAACGACCGAGAGAGAGCGCGUCACUGUCGGAAUUAAAGUGCAAGAACACGCAAGGUAAACGCUGGUGAUUUCACCUCGUUAAACUAAGGACCGACAGCACGCGGAUGCGCCGAUUGAAUGAACGGGGCUUAGUGAAGGUCUUGUGAUUAUUUAGUGAAUUGCACUUCAGUAAAAAUGCAUAAACUGACUGAUACGAAGUGGAAGAUGCCAAGGCAAAUUGAAAUCAAAGGAAUCACCAUUUGCCUUCCCUGAAAGAAAAGGCUGGAACAUACAAUUGCAAUAAAAUAUUAAGAAUCAAACAGAGUGAAGAAUAAUGCUUCAUGCAUGACUAACUGCAGAAGUCCAAAGGGAAAGAAAGAUUGUUUCUCCUGAGGAAAUAAAUAAUUAUUCAAGCAUCCAGUGUGUUCAAGGUUCGCCCAGUGAUGGAGCAGGUGUUCCUGGUGCUGCAGUCUUCCUCCCACGUCCCCAAAGUUAUUUAACUGGUGACUUGAAACUGAACUCUUGUGAGUGGGUCUUAUGAUGGACUGAGGCCCCAUCUGUGGUUGGGUCCCACCUUGCACCACAUACUCGGACCCUCUCUGAACCCUGAAUUGGACUAACUGGGUUAAAUGUAUACUAUGUCAUGCACUGUGAAUCAUGCAGUGUUGGCAUAUUUCCUAAAUGAUGACACUUAGCAAUCUAGCAAAGAAAAUCCUUUUGGUGUUGUCAAGCCUGGGUCACAGAGUUGCACGAGAGACAGGAAGGGGAGUUCAGGUUUCCAAGGAAAAUACAGAAUUUACAGAAGACCUAAUUCAAAAGAAGACUUUUUGGAAAAUAUGCAAUCAUUAAUAUGAUGGGGCCCUUAUAUGUAAAAUAUUUUUCCAGCAUCUUUACUGAAGAAAUGGACAGCCUCUUGGCUUGGCAUGAGUUGUAUUCUUUGACUCUAACAAGUUUGAUUGAGUCUUUCUGAAUCUGUGGAAAAAUAACUUGAAAACCAACACAUCAGAAAUAAGAUGUUCAAGAAGAUCCCUGGAUGAUGAGCAGUCCCACAGGAAUAUUAGUCAGUCUUACGACAGUGAGCCUUGAUGUCGGUGGACCUCAUGGUGGCCUCAUGGCUUGGCAUGUUAACAAUACACUAACAUUAAACCAGAGUUUGCCCACAGCAGAGGCUCUAAAUGUAUCAGACCUAGAGGUGAUUUCACGGAUAACAGUGAAAGAGAAGAACUGGCCUGCCUUAUUAUUUGUGAUCAUCAUUAUUCUAACGAUUGGUGGCAACAUACUCGUAAUUAUGGCUGUUACCUUUGAGAAAAAACUCCAGAAUGCUACCAAUUUUUUCUUGAUGUCAUUAGCUGUUGCUGACAUGCUGGUGGGAAUUCUCGUCAUGCCUGUGUCUCUCAUUAACAUCCUUUACAACUAUGCUUGGCCUUUACCAAACGCUUUGUGUCCCAUCUGGAUUUAUUUGGAUGUGCUUUUCUCAACCGCGUCGAUUAUGCACUUGUGUGCCAUUUCUUUGGACCGCUAUGUAGCAAUACGUAAUCCAAUUGAGCACAGCCGCUUCAACUCCCGCACCAAGGCAAUGAUGAAGAUUGCUGCCGUCUGGACGAUCUCCAUUGGUAUUUCAAUGCCCAUUCCAGUGAUUGGCCUUCAAGAUGAAUCCAAGGUUUUUGUCAAUGGAAGCUGCGUUCUCAAUGAAGAAAAUUUUGUCCUCAUUGGAUCUUUUGUGGCGUUUUUCAUUCCGCUGAUCAUUAUGGUCUUCACAUACUGCUUAACGGUGCAGGUACUGCAAAGGCAAGCCACUGUGUUUUUACACGACAGUAUCCCAAAACCACAAAGACGGGGUAGCCUCAACUGCUUAAAGAAAGAGUCGUCCCAGACUCCCUCGGAUAACAUCUCCAUGAUACAAAGCUCAGAAGGAGCCUCCCAGCUGAACUCCCCGAUCAACAGAGACACCGGCCAGGGACGAAAGGGCAUGAUGCAGGCCAUAAAGAAUGAGCGGAGGGCUUCGAAAGUCCUGGGGGUCGUCUUCUUCCUCUUUUUACUGAUGUGGUGCCCGUUUUUCGUUGUUAACAUCAUGUCUGUGCUCUGCAAAGGUGCAUGCAAUGAGGGUCUCCUUGGGGAACUGCUUAAUGUGUUUGUGUGGGUGGGCUACAUCUCUUCAGGCAUUAAUCCUCUUGUUUAUACUCUCUUUAACAAAACAUACCGCCGCGCUUUUUCUAAUUACGUCAACUGUCAGUACAAGAACAAUAAAAAACCAUCCCAGAACUUGUAUCAGCCUUAUAUUGUCACACCGACCAUGUAUGGAAAAGAUAUUAAUCUAAAUAGCUACCGCAAUGGCAACGAGCCCAACAGCAUGGACAUGGACGAUAAUGAUGAAGCACUAGAAAUGCAAAUCGGCACGUCAGAGGUGUCUAUAAACAGCUCGAAUGUCGUCGGUGAUAAGGUCAGUUGUGUAUAAUGAAGAGAUCAGUCCUGAAGCACAUCAGCCGUCUUUGUGUCUCUUUGGUUUGCCUGUUCACAGGAUUUCCAGCUCUACCAUAUGAUGUAAAAAAAAAUCCUAAAGCUUUUAUUUUAUACCAUUUUUUCUAGUUUUAAAACUAAAAUAUGGGCAAAAAAUAAUAGCAUUCAUGAUUGUAAUACAGUAUCUACAAAUGUUUUUUUCUCAACUUUUUUAUAUCUAUUAAAUAGAAAUUCUCUACUUUGCACUUCACAAAGUAGAGCGUGAGAAAAGGAAAGGGAAGCAUUUUAUAUUUUUCCUCUGAAAUAAAUUCAUUAUCCAAAUGGCACAUGGAUUAUAAAAUGUGAAUUUUAUGCUUGAAAUAAAACAUUAGCAAUAAACUUAAUAGAUAAAUGUCAGGCUAUGUUUUUAAGUUUGUGCUUCUGAGCUCAUGUGUUUUGUCUAAAAGCUGCGAUGGCCGAAAUCAUCCUUCACCAUGCGCUGUCAGAUUACAGAUAAGACAUUAAACCCAGGUCGAGUUUGCCAUGAGAGCAUUAGCACAAGACAGCCCCCUACUAAGCAGAACAGGGACUGCGCCCGCUUACCCUGAAAAACCUUACAAAAAUGUCCGUUAAUCGCGGGGCAAUGCAUAAUCUCCAUUUAUCGACAAGUUCAUGAUGUCGUCAGAUUAGGCUUCGCCACUAAUACCAUGCAGCAGGCCGCUGAACAACACAAACAGACACACAUGCAGAAGUCACCUAGACGCCAGUACAGUGUAGCUAAUGCAGGCGUGAAAUGCAAUGCAAAAACACCACGUGCAUUUAAACAGCAAGACACGGAAAUUAUGGACGUACACACAAACUUACACACAUACAGGCAAAUGUCAUAUACUAUGAAGAAGUAAAUGUACCCCAUGAAAUGUUUUCUCUUAACAUUUGUGGAGAUAUGAAGAUUUGAUCUUCAUUUAAACAGUACCUUUCGACAAAGGUGAUGUAAUCAAAAAAAAAUGAAAAUGUGACUUGUGCUGCAAUUCAUUUAACAAAAAGUGAACAGAUAUGUAAUUUCCGUCUGUGGAAAAAGUAAAUCCAUCCUUGGCUCUAAUAGCUGGUAUAGCCCCCUGAAGUAGCCAUUUCCUAUAACUGUCAUUGGCUGUCAGAAGGUUCUUCCACUCGUCCAUGCAGAUCUCUAUCAGCUGUGUGAUGUUUUAGGGGAGUCUUGCAUGUACAGUCCGUUUCAAAUUCCCCUACACCAUUGCCAAUCACAGUCUUGUCAUUCCAGCUCUGUAAUCAUCCCCUGUCUCUAAUUGGCUAACCAUCUCUCUCACCCCUUCAUCACCUAACAGCUACUGUGUGGUAAGUGUAAUGACACAAAUGGCUGCCAUUGCAUCAUCCAGGUGAAUGCUGUACAUUAGUGAUGGCUGAAGUGGCUCUCCAGUCACUGUGUAAAGCAUUUUGAGUAGUGAGAAAAGUGCUACAUAGAGCAAAUGUAAAGAAUUAUUUGAUAUAUUAUUAUUCAGAUCUAGGCUUUAACUUGGUCAUUCUAGAAUCCUCCAUUUACUUCUUUUCAGUCAUUCCUUCAUGGAUUUAUUGUUAUGUUUAGGGUCGUUGUCUGAUUGCAAGGUCCACUGUUGAUUGAGCUUCAGUCUUCAGACAGGUGGUCUCACAUUAUUCUCAAGCACCCUCUGGUACAAUCGACAAUUCAUAGUAGAUUUUGUGACGCUGAGCUGCCCAGGCCCUAAUGUAGCAAAGCAGCCUCAAACCAGAACAUUUAAAGUUGCUAUCAGGUUCUUCUAGUCAAAUACUGUCUUUGGUUUAUGCCAGACAUGUCUUCUGGUACUGUGGCCAAAUAACUCUAUCUAUGCCUUGUCUGUCAGGGGCAAAUUGCUCCAGGAGUUCUGGUCUUUGCCUAGGUGUUCAUGGGCAAAUUUUAGUCUUUUGAACAGUAAAGAUUUCCUUCCAUGUCGAUCUAAUGUGUGUAGCCUCUUUCCAAUGGAAUAUUUAUUUACUUUGACAUCAACAUUGGAAAAACUACCUGUAGGUCCCAUAAAGAAAUUCUGGAGUCCUUAGAGAUUUCUUUCAGCUUCCAAACUUGCUAAGGUGGCCUGACCUUGUUUAAAAUCUUUUCCACUUGUAGAUGAUCUUCUGGACAUUUCAAUGUUUGAAUUGCAACCGUUCGGAGAUCGUUUAUGUCCCUUCCCGGACUCAUAGGCAUCAAUAACCAUCUUUUUGAAGAUCCCAGAGGGCUCUUUUUUGACCUUGGUAUGGUGAUAACACACACUUCAGUACAUCAACAACAAAAGGCAAUGUCUGAGGUUCAAUUAAGAUACGUUCAUGAAGAUCUUCCCUAAUGAUGUUCUAAUCAUUUGCACCUGAUUCUAAUUUGAGGUAUAUGAGGCAGUGAUAAAUCUAUGGGCCUUUUUCCAUACGUGAAGUUUGCAUUUAUAUUUAUUUAAUUUAUACAACGAACUACAAAAUGUGACCUGAUGCUUAUUAUAUUUGAUCACCUUUACCUAUGGAUACAUUUUAAGUGAAGAACAAAUCGUGACAUGUCCACGCAUGUAAACAAGGAAAAAAAUGUCAUGGGGCGUAAUUCCUUUUCUAGAUGUCUGUAUAUUUAAAUAACGUUCAACAACCGUUGUUCAGCAAAGAAUGACUCGAAGAUACACGUCACACACACAUAUGCAAACAUUCUAUUGUAUGUAAUUAACAAUGGAGCAAAAAUAGGAUUCAGAUAGUAGAAGUACGCACAUGCAUAUACAAGGGCUUAUCGUUUGUAACUGGCAUUACAAGUCUGGUAACAAGCGUCAGCAAGAUAUGGAGAAAGCCGCUCACUAUUGAGCCUUAGAUCUCAAGUUUAUGUUCGGAAGCCAUUGUGGGUGCAAUGGCUCAAACGAUUUUUUGGUGCGACUACAAAGGUCAAACCUAAUAUCCAACAGUAAUGUGGCGACUAUUCUACAGAGAUGGACUUUCAUUUUUAUUAUUGCAAUAUUAGGCAAACAGGAUUAUUUAUACUGUGGAUGUAAAUAGAUUUUUACAAUGCAAAAUGUGCUGCUCUUCUUGGGCGACCGGGCCCCAUGCUAGAGUACGAGAUAACGUGUCCAACCCUGUACGUUUCAUAAACCUUUAUGUAGCUUAACAGCAUUUAAUAUUGCAACAAUGCCAUUGUUUCGAGUCAUUUUUCACUAUGUUUUGUGAUGCUGCUAUUCAUUUAUUAAAGAUUUGUUUUAUUAAUG
Polypterus senegalus (gray bichir) is the source of this 6801-nucleotide messenger RNA. RefSeq names its product 5-hydroxytryptamine (serotonin) receptor 2C, G protein-coupled-like 1 (gene htr2cl1). Lineage: Eukaryota; Metazoa; Chordata; Cladistia; Polypteriformes; Polypteridae. Gene Ontology annotation, molecular function: G protein-coupled serotonin receptor activity; neurotransmitter receptor activity. The coding region runs from base 2169 to 3590 and encodes 473 amino acids. Gene Ontology annotation, biological process: locomotory behavior; chemical synaptic transmission; feeding behavior. The record is from RefSeq and is a predicted model, not a curated record. Gene Ontology annotation, cellular component: plasma membrane; dendrite. The transcript has 9 exons.